This is a messenger RNA of Vigna unguiculata (cowpea), 732 nucleotides long. RefSeq lists its product as uncharacterized. The record is from RefSeq and is a predicted model, not a curated record. Gene Ontology annotation, molecular function: zinc ion binding; nucleic acid binding. Lineage: Eukaryota; Viridiplantae; Streptophyta; Magnoliopsida; Fabales; Fabaceae.
AUGGCAAACAGGAGGCGUAGAAAUGCGGCUGGAGUUGAUGAAAUUGCGAAUGCAAUCCACAGGAUGGUAGAUGUGAUGCAGCCUAUUGCAGCGCAACCGAGAGCCAUGAUUCCACCUGUCAGACCUGUGAUAAUGGAGGAUUUUAUGCGCCAUAAGCCAGCAAAAUUCACUGGGAAAGCCACCCCAGAUGAGGCAGAUGCAUGGCUGCGAGAAUGCGAAAAGAUUUUCAGGGUGAUAGAGUGCACCGAGGCUCAGAAGCUCACCUUUGCCACCUUCCUAUUGGUGACCGAGGUAGAAUACUGGUGGAUGGGGAUGCAGAAACAAAUGCAGACACGAGAGGAGGAGGCAGUCACCGAGGAGUGGCGUUGCAGGAAAUUUGAAGGCGGCUUAAAACAUGAACUACGACUAUUCAUAGUGCCUUUGAGAGUUAGAGAAUUUCAAGUUUUGGUCGAGCAGGCCAAAAGUGUGGAGCAGCUUGAGAUGGGUCCUAGUCGGGUCACCCGACCUCAGAAAAAUAGUGCAGAGGGAAGACAACAAAAGAAGCCCUACAGUAGACCUUCAUCAUCCUCGCAGAAGUUAAGGUGCUAUAAUUGUGAAGGAGAGCACAUGAGGAGGGAUUGCAUUAGACCGGCAAGCAGUGGAGGGAGCAGUGUUAGCACUCGCAAGUGCUAUGCAUGUGAUCAGCUGGGGCAGUUUGCUAAUAAGUGUCCUAAUAAGAAGACUGCCCCUUGA